Pistacia vera is the source of this 5573-nucleotide messenger RNA. RefSeq names its product nuclear pore complex protein NUP214. Bases 45 to 5423 code for a protein of 1792 amino acids. Gene Ontology annotation, biological process: RNA export from nucleus. Lineage: Eukaryota; Viridiplantae; Streptophyta; Magnoliopsida; Sapindales; Anacardiaceae. The transcript is spliced from 17 exons. Gene Ontology annotation, molecular function: structural constituent of nuclear pore. The record is from RefSeq and is a predicted model, not a curated record.
GGGACUCAUCCCUCUCCUUCUCCCCGCCCAGAUAAUUUGUGAAAAUGGGAACUCCAAUCGAAAUAGAAGAAGAGAUUGAAGGAGACCACAUCGAAACCACCGAUUUCUUCUUCGACAAAAUCGGAGAUUCAAUUCCAAUCAAACCCCCAGAGCAUGUAAAUCCCAAAUUCGAUCUUCAAAACCCUCCCUCUCUGCCUCUGGCCGUCUCCGAGCGUUCUCAUCUCAUCUUCGUCGCCCAUUCCUCCGGGUUUUGUGUGGCGAAGACGAAAGACGUGAUUGAUGCGGCCAAGGAGAUUAAGGAGAGUGGGAAGAAAGGUGUUUGUAUACAGGAGUUGAGUGUUGUGGAUGUUUCGUUUGAGAAGGUUCACAUUCUUGCUUUGUCUACCAAUGAGUCCACGCUUUCUGUUUCUCUUUCGCAUUCCCCGGAUAUUCAUUUCUUUUCUGUCCAGUCGCUUCUUGAUAAGGAAGUGAAACCAUCUUUCUUCUGUUCUCUUGAUGGAUCAAACUAUGUAAAGGACAUACAUUGGGCUAAGAAAGCAGAAAAUUCUUUUCUUGUUCUUUCAAAUCUUGGGAAGCUAUAUAGUGGAGUUUUUGAUGGUCGUCUUCAGCAUGUGAUGGACAAUGUUGAUGCUGUUGAAUGGAGUGUAAAAGGGAAAUUUGUUGCUGUGGCAAAGGAGAGUAUUCUUAGCAUUCUCUCAUCUAAGUUCAAGGAAAGAUUGUGCAUAUCGCUAUCAUUCAAGUCGUGGGUUGAUGAGGCUGAUGUUCAGUGCAGUGUGAAAGUGGAUUUUAUCAGGUGGGUUCGUCAUGAUUGUAUCAUCCUAGGCUGUUUUCAGUUAACUGAAGAUGGGAAGGAAGAAAAUUACCUUGUCCAAGUUAUCAGAAGCAAAGAUGGCAAGAUUACUGAUGCUGCUUCCAAGCCGGUUGUCCUGUCCUUCUGCGAUUUAUUUGCUGGUCUCGUUGAUGACAUCGUGCCCUUUGGAAAUGGACCUUAUUUAUUCUUGAGCUACUUACAACAAUGUGAGCUUGCAAUUACUGCUAAUAAAAAGAAUACAGAUCAGCAUAUUGUGUUGCUUGGUUGGUCACUGGGUGAUGAAGAGACUGAUGUUGCAGUUGUUGAUAUUAACCGAGAUAAGUGGCUCCCAAGGAUUGAGCUUCAAGAUAAUGAUGAUGAUAAUUUGAUCAUGGGACUUUGCAUUGAUAAAGCUUCUCUCUAUGGAAAAGUCAAAGUCCAACUUGGAGUUGAAGAAGAGAAAGAACUUUUACCAUAUUGUGUUCUAAUGUGUCUAACUCUAGAGGGAAAGCUUAAUAUGUUCCAUGUUGCUAGUCUUUCAGGAACAACAGCAUCACCUGGUGCUGUUUCCACCCUUUCUGAUGAGGAAGAGGGUACAUCUGAUGUGGUAACUGGAGAAUGCGAAUUGCCUAAACUUUCUUCUGGAUCAGGGGAACAAAAUAAAGCAGUGGCUAUUAGUUCACAGUUGCAGGACUGUUACUUAAAGGAGCUUAACAUGGCUGGUGGCAGAGAAAUUUCUGCGAAAAACAGCCUUGGGCAAUUUGGCAAUUAUGAAAGUUAUAUAUCUUCACCUGCCAAUCAAAUAUCCCAUAAAGAUACCACAUCUGGAAACCGGGAUUUGGAAGGUACUGUUGGUCAACAAGUACAGCUCUCUGUGCAGCAAAGCACAAAUUUGGGGCAAUCAUCUUCUGAGGUUUCUCAUCAAGAGGAACCUCGUUAUGCAGUUCAGAAUUCCAACAAGACAGAAACUCAAAACAUUGCAGGGUUUGGGUCAGAAUUUUCUGCUUUUGCAGGAAAAGUUCCAACUGAUGUCCCUAGUAUAUCAAAUCAGAAGGAUGUACCAAAAAGCUUUGAGCUUGGUAAGGAGUUGCUUGGAAAGACUGGAUCAGCUGGCUUACAGAGUGCAACAUCUCAAUCAUGGUCAAGUGGGAAAAACAUAUUUGUAAAUGAAUCUGAUGUCAAAUCACCAGUUAUACCUUCAAGUCACAUUCAAGGUAAAAUUUCUGAAAAUUUUGGCACUAGUGUAGGUGCUGCAAAUGUUUCUGGUGGCUUUGCUGGAAAACCUUUCCCUUGGAAGGAUGCCAGGGGGACAUCAUCUUCAGUCAAUUUUUCUACUAGACCAGUCCAGGGUGAUGGUCUGAGAACUUCAACCGAGAUGGGGAAAAUUGAGUUGUUACCAUCCAUACGUAGUUUGCAAUCUUCAACACAAACAAAUUUUGCAUCUGGAAAGUCUCACAACAAUAAGCUUUAUCCUUCCAGAGAUGACUACAAAGCUACUGUUUCAGGAAUGCCAAAUUCAGAACCAAACUUAUCGAAACAGUCUGGCAAUCUUAAAGAGAUGACCAAGGAGUUGGAUGCACUUCUGCAGUCAAUAGAAGAGAGAGGUGGCUUUAGGGAUGCCUGCACUAUUUCUCAGAUGAGUAAAGUUCAAGAAUUGGAGCAGGGCAUCGGGACUCUUUCUGAAAAAUGCCGAAUGUGGAGGAGCAUAAUGGAUGAACAGCUUGAAGAGAUCCAGAAUCUUCUUGAUAAAACUGUUCAAGUUUUGGCAAGGAAAAUAUACAUGGAAGGCGUUGUUAAGCAAGCUUCUGAUUGCCGAUAUUGGGACCUCUGGAAUCGCCAGAAGUUGAGUCCUGAACUUGAGCUGAAGCGGCGGCAGAUAUUACAAUUAAAUCAGGAUUUGACCAAUCAAUUAAUUGAGUUGGAGCAGCAUUUCAAUACCCUUGAACUCAAUAAAUUUGGUGAAAAUGAUGGCCUUCAUGUAGGUCGGAGAGCUCCUCAGAGUAAAGUUGGGCUUUCAAGAUGCAUUCAAUCUCUGCAUAGCUUGCAUACCACAAUGAGUUCACAAUUAGCAGCUGCAGAGCUACUCUCUGAACGCCUUUCCAAACAAAUGGGUGUUCUGACUAUAGAGUCUCCUAUGAAACAACAAAAUGUAAAAAAGGAGUUAUUUGAAACAAUUGGAAUUCCUUAUGAUGCCUCUUUCAGCUCUCCUGAUGCAAAAGUUACUGAUCCCUCUUCCAUGAAGAAACUUCUACUUUCUUCUGGUUCUGCUGCUACCAAAGAUCAUUCCAGGAGGCGCCAAUCAAGUGCUAUGAAAAGUUAUGAUCCAGAAACUGCAAGGAGGAGGAGAGACUCACUGGACAGGAGUUGGGCUAGCUUUGAGCCACCUAAAACAACUGUGAAAAGAAUGCUUUUGCAAGAACAUCAGAAGGCGAGUCCAAAUAAAUUAUCCUUGAGUGAUAAGAAAUAUGUUAGCCCUCACAUGUCAAAUGGAGCGGCAAUUGUUCGUCCAAAGGAUCGAGCAACGCCUUCAUCAUCCUUGUACCUAUCUGGAAACGAAGGCAUUCAGGAAACUUCACUAAAACAGGCUUCUGAAAACCAGUCAACCUUGUUCAGAUGGGCCAAUGAUCCAGUAGGACCAUCUCAAUCUACCGGGCCGAAGUUUCCUGUGUACCAAAGUAACACUGCUGCAAUAUCAUCACAUUCAGCUCUGCAAUUGCCACUUAUGGGAGGGCAAAAUCAUGCUAGAUAUGAUAUCACUGCAGAUAAAUCAAGCCAUGUUGAUAAGUCUAAUUCGGUUUUGAUUGGUGAGACCAGGCCAAUUUUGCAAUCUGAGACUAGCGUAAAUCAAAAGCCAUCUACCCAUACAGUGUUGCCCUCAUUUGCUCCAUCGUUAUCAAAGAAAACCAGUGAAACACCAAAUUCAAAUGGUAAAGGGAGUUUGUCAGCAAAUUCAACAAUUGAAAGUGAGAAACCUCUGCUGACAACUACAAAAAUUGUGACUAUUGAAUCGGGUAAAAAUCGUGAUGCUCAAUUAUCAAUAUCAGCAGCUAUCCCAACGGCUUCUGCCCUUCCUGGAAAAGUUGCACAGUUUGAUGUUGCAACCAAAAGCAAACCUGGUGAAAAAGUAUCAACCUCUCCUGCAUUCUCAAUGCCACCUGCUUUAUUAUCUCCAAUGUUUAAUUUUUCAAAUGCUUCCCCAUCCACAUUAUCCACAUUGUCUUCAACUUCCUCAUCAUCUGCAAUGUCAUUUGGUGAGUCUUUGACUACUUCUAAAGCUUCCAUAGAUGUUAAGCCAAUAGUUUCUUCAAUAUCCAUGUCCUUACCUUCUACCUUACCAAUUGCUUCCCCAUCCUCAGUAUCAGCUUCUUCCUUUACAACUUUUUCCUCUUCUAGUUUCUUCUCUGUUCAGGCUCUCAAAACACCAGUGUCCUUAUCUAAUACCCCUGCUGUGAGCUUGACGUCAGAGUCUCCUAAAACAGAACCUCAACUCUCUACGGAUAAACUUAUUUCAAAAACAGAAGGCAAUGCUACUAUACAAACAAAGCCAGUGCAGCCAGGUUCUCCAGUGGCUGGAUUUGGUUCAAAGCUUGAAACUUCUGUGUCAUCUUCCUCUGCAGUUGAAGCUCCAACUUCAGUGUCAUCUACCUCUGCAGUUGAAACUCCAACUUCAGUGUCAUCUGCCUCUGCUGUUCAUACUCCAACUUCAUUGGCACCUGGAAGCAAGCCUAGUUUUACAAAUACGGCAGGUAAUGUAUUUAGUGUGUUAUCAAAUGCUCAACGAGAAGAGUUAUCUACUGCAAACACUCUGUUUUCAUCACCGAUCCCAACUUCUGCAACUACCACUGGUGGCAAGAAUGAAAGUUUGGACAUUGCAGUUUCACAGGAGGAUGAGAUGGAGGAGGAAGCUCCUGAGACCAGCCAGACAACUGAGCUUAGCUUGGGAAGCCUUGGUGGUUUCGGAAUUGGCUCAACUCCCAAUCCAUCUGCACCUAAACCAAAUCCGUUUGGUGGUCUUUUUGGCAAUGCUGCAACAAGUCCAGUAAGUUCACCUUUCACCGUGUCAGUUCCUAGUGGACAGCUGUUCCGGCCUGCAUCUUUUAGCUUUGAAUCUCCACAGUCUUCCCAACCAUCUCAGCCAACGGCUUUCAGUUCUUUUUCCGGAGGAUUUGGUACUACAGCAACUCCUCAAGCUUCCGCCCAAACUGGAUUUGGCCAACCAGCCCAGAUUGGGUCUGGCCAGCAAGCAUUGGGGUCAGUUCUUGGUUCGUUUGGACAGUCGAGACAAAUUGGUGCUGGUCUACCAGGAGCAGGUUUUGCUUCUGCAAGUGGAGGUGGAUUUGCUGCUGUUGCUUCUGGUAGUGGUGGAUUUGCUAAUUUGGCCUCAGGUGGUGGGGGAUUUGUUGGUGUGGCACCAGGUGGUGGCGGAUUUUCUGGUGUCGCUUCUGGAGGAGGCUUUGCAGCUGCUGCCCCAGCUGGUGGAGGCUUUGCAGCUGCUGCCUCAGGUGGUGGUGGAUUUGCUGCAGCAGGUGGUGGUGGAUUUGGAGCUUUCGGAAGCCAACAAGGAUCAGCUUUUGGUGGGGGUGCUGGAGGAACUGGAAAGCCUCCCGAACUCUUCUCACAGAUGAGAAAAUAGAUUUGGCUGUGUUUUUUGAGCAGCAGAUCCUCUUUUUAAUGUAUUGGCAUAACCAUAGAGUUAAGUUCCAUUGAUAAGGUUCGUAGAAGAAACAGAUGUCAGUUCCAGAAUGUGAAUGUAAAGUAUUAUUAAUAUGAGCAGUUUCAUUCA